Molecule: messenger RNA, 615 nt
Organism: Solanum tuberosum (potato)
Lineage: Eukaryota; Viridiplantae; Streptophyta; Magnoliopsida; Solanales; Solanaceae
Product: premnaspirodiene oxygenase-like
Exons: 2
Coding region: 1-615 (204 amino acids)
Molecular function (GO): monooxygenase activity; oxidoreductase activity, acting on paired donors, with incorporation or reduction of molecular oxygen; iron ion binding
Source: RefSeq, a predicted model, not a curated record
AUGGCUUCAGAACCUUUAAAUGAUCUUCAGAUUGUAGCUCUCACCCUUUCAAUUGUGUUCCUAACAAUUCUAUGGUACAAAUUGACCUCACACAAGGAAGAAUCCAGGUUGCCACCAGGGCCUCGUGGCCUUCCGAUUGUGGGAUUCUUACCAUUCCUCCACACCAAUUUGCAUCACCAGCUCACAGAGUUGUCUCAACAGUAUGGUCCAAUAUACAAGUUUUGGCUAGGAGGAAAACUAUGUGUUGUGUUGAAUUCACCAUCCUUAGCCAAAGAAGUUGUUCGCGAUCAAGACUCCGUUUUUGCCAACCGUGACCCUCCAAUUGCAGGAUUAGUGGCCACAUAUGGUGGACUAGAUAUUGGAUUUUCUCCCUAUGGCUCCUACUGGCGUGAUAUGCGCAAACUGUUUGUAAGGGAGAUGUUAAGCAACAGGAACCUUGAGGCCUGUUAUAGCCUUCGGAGACACGAGGUCAGAAAGACAAUCAGAAAUGUGCAUACCAAGAUUGGCAGCCUCACUGAUAUUGGUGAAUUAGCCUUUGGAAUUGGUGAUAAAAUAUCUUCAACUACUGGGAAAGCCAAACAUAUCAGACUUCUUCCCUAUGCUUGCAAGGUUUGA